Varanus komodoensis (Komodo dragon) is the source of this 782-nucleotide messenger RNA. Its product is annotated as protein MRP-126-like. The transcript is spliced from 2 exons. Gene Ontology annotation, molecular function: transition metal ion binding; calcium ion binding. NCBI's taxonomy places the organism in Eukaryota, Metazoa, Chordata, Lepidosauria, Squamata, Varanidae. The record is from RefSeq and is a predicted model, not a curated record. Gene Ontology annotation, biological process: endothelial cell migration. Bases 265 to 543 code for a protein of 92 amino acids. Gene Ontology annotation, cellular component: cytoplasm; extracellular exosome.
UAUUUGCCCAGUCUCCAAGACCUGGAGAGGACCCACCUUCCUAGUUGUGGUGCCAUAAUUUCUACUUUGUACUGAGCAUCCAAGAGCAUCUGAUCAUUCAUUCAUUCAUUCAUUCUUGCCUUUAUCUCUCUCUUGGUCUGUCUGCUUGUUUUUCCUCCAUCUCUCUACCAUACUAAUUCACAAGUCUGAUGUGAUGUUUGGACCAAGAUUUUCCCCAACCCCAAACUUCAAACACUCUUCUUCCUCCACCAGGUCCCCCGAACAAUGAGUCCAUUGGAGACUGCUCUUGACACCGUCAUUAAUGUCUUCCACCAGUAUUCCACCCAUAAACCCCAUCCAGACAAGCUGAACAAUGGAGAACUGAAGCAGUUGAUUGAGAAAGAGCUUGCAGAGUUCCUGAAGAAUCAAGUCAACCCAACCAGUAUUGAGGAAAUGUUUAAGCAUCUGGACCAAAACAAGGACCAGGAGAUUUCCUUCAAAGAAUUUAUGGUCAUGAUCGGGCAAGUCACUGAGGCAACCCACGAGAAACUGCACACAGAGUGAUCUGAGUGGGAAAGACGAAGCCCUGAUGGGAAAUAGAAGAAGAAGAAGAAGAAGAAAAUGACAAAGAAGAAAAGAGUAGUGGAAUAAAGACACGGCUUUCUGAAAGAGUAGAAAAUGCAUGCAUUUUGAGGUGCAGGAGGACAAGGGCUGAAGCAGGCUAGGGGAGAUUCGGAGUUAAAUGAGAUGGUUUCACUUGGCACAGUGUGGAAGAAUAUAAAAUAAAAACAGCUUUGCAUUCA